ACACAUCAGACGAAUCACCUAUCUGGCCUUUUUGCCUCUCCGCUUCCUCCCCUCCCCACACUCUAGGAAGCGGCGGCGCUGCCGCUGCGGUGAGCCAGCCAUGGCGGCGCACGCGACGCUCCCCUUCUCCUGCUCCUCCACGCUCCAGACCCUAACCCGCUCCUUCUCCUCGCGCGGGGCCCUCCAACUCCGCCGCGGGUUCCGCCGCCUCCCCUCCCUCGCCGCACUCCCGAGGCUCUCCCGCCCCUGCCGCCGCCACGUCUCGGCGUCUGCCGCGGCGUCCCCCAACGGCGCCUCAUCCGAGGGCGAGUACGACUACGACCUCUUCACCAUCGGCGCCGGGAGCGGCGGCGUGCGGGCGUCGCGCUUCGCCUCCACGCUCUACGGCAUGCGCGUCGCCAUCUGCGAGAUGCCCUUCGCCACCGUCGCCACGGAUGAGCUCGGCGGCCUCGGCGGCACAUGUGUGCUUCGUGGAUGUGUUCCAAAGAAACUGUUGGUGUAUGGAUCCAAGUACUCUCAUGAGUUCGAAGAGUCUCAUGGCUUUGGAUGGACAUAUGAGACUGAUCCGAAGCAUGACUGGAACACUCUCAUAGCCAACAAAAAUACAGAGCUGCAGCGCCUAGUUUGUAUUUACAAGAAUAUUUUGAACAAUGCUGGAGUCACUCUAAUUGAAGGACGUGGAAAGAUAGUUGAUCCUCAUACUGUUAGCGUGAAUGGUAAGCUCUACACUGCUAAGAACAUACUAAUUGGUGUUGGUGGCCGACCAUCGAUGCCAGAUAUCCCUGGUAUAGAGUAUGCUAUAGAUUCGGAUGCUGCUCUGGAUUUGCCCUCAAAACCUGAGAAAAUUGCAAUAGUGGGAGGCGGGUAUAUCGCUUUGGAGUUUGCUGGCAUUUUCAAUGGCUUAAAAAGUGAGGUCCAUGUGUUUAUUCGGCAGAAGAAAGUUUUAAGAGGGUUUGAUGAAGAGGUUAGAGAUUUUGUAGCUGAACAGAUGUCAUUAAGGGGCAUCACAUUUCAUACUGAACAGACCCCUCAAGCUGUAACUAAAUCAAAUGAUGGCCUGUUAUCUCUGAAGACCAAUAAAGAGACUUUUGGUGGGUUCUCACAUGUAAUGUUUGCAACAGGUCGCAGGCCAAAUACAAAGAACCUUGGACUAGAAGAGGUGGGGGUCGAAAUGGAUAAGAAUGGUGCAGUAGUGGUUGAUGAGUAUUCUCGUACCUCAGUUGAUUCAAUUUGGGCCGUGGGAGACGUUACCAAUAGGAUCAACCUGACCCCAGUUGCACUGAUGGAGGGAGGGGCAUUUGUGAAAACUGUCUUUGGCAAUGAACCUACCAAACCAGAUGUAGAAUCUAAAGAUGAGGUUGCAACUAAGCAGUGA
Molecule: messenger RNA, 1375 nt
Organism: Setaria italica (foxtail millet)
Lineage: Eukaryota; Viridiplantae; Streptophyta; Magnoliopsida; Poales; Poaceae
Product: glutathione reductase, chloroplastic
Exons: 7
Coding region: 101-1375 (424 amino acids)
Biological process (GO): cell redox homeostasis; glutathione metabolic process; cellular response to oxidative stress
Cellular component (GO): cytosol; mitochondrion
Molecular function (GO): flavin adenine dinucleotide binding; glutathione-disulfide reductase (NADPH) activity
Source: RefSeq, a predicted model, not a curated record